UGGACUUGGCCAUGGACUCCCAUGCAGCUUUAAUUAGCGCUAAUGUUCUGAGUUACCUCGAUGGCAAACCUCUGAAGGAAUACAAGGGAAGCUAUGAGCUAAUUUUGGUUACGAACGGAAAGAAUGAUGGUGCCACCUACUUUGUGUACUCUGGGGUAUUGUCUUGGGAGAUUGGGAUGCGAGAUUGAUCAAGUCCAAGACCUUACUCGUACCCAUGUUCCAGGCUGCUCAAGGAUUGUAAAAUGCAGAUUAUUUUUUCGGUGCCUGAACUAUUGAUCUACAUAGAUAUCACAUUACUGGAAUCGUGGCGUAAUGGUAUUUCUUCGUUUUCUCGGAUUACAUGAGAAGUCUAUUUGAUAAACCUUCGUAUCCAUCCCAUUUGCCCAAGUCAUCAGCAAUGUCAAUCAUCCUGGUCUCGUAGAAAUUAUGGGCAGUCGGUUUCAACAGCUCCCAGUUCU
Messenger RNA from Desarmillaria tabescens, 458 nucleotides. RefSeq lists its product as uncharacterized. The transcript has 2 exons. The record is from RefSeq and is a predicted model, not a curated record. The coding region runs from base 12 to 188 and encodes 58 amino acids. NCBI's taxonomy places the organism in Eukaryota, Fungi, Basidiomycota, Agaricomycetes, Agaricales, Physalacriaceae.